This is a messenger RNA of Peromyscus eremicus (cactus mouse), 1056 nucleotides long. RefSeq names its product ATPase H+ transporting V1 subunit F (gene Atp6v1f). The transcript is spliced from 2 exons. Gene Ontology annotation, cellular component: membrane; proton-transporting V-type ATPase, V1 domain. Gene Ontology annotation, molecular function: proton-transporting ATPase activity, rotational mechanism. Bases 481 to 840 code for a protein of 119 amino acids. NCBI's taxonomy places the organism in Eukaryota, Metazoa, Chordata, Mammalia, Rodentia, Cricetidae. Gene Ontology annotation, biological process: proton transmembrane transport. The record is from RefSeq and is a predicted model, not a curated record.
CGAAAGAACAAAUGUAACCCCUCCCCAAAAAAAUUUUUUUUAAACCAAACAAACUAUAUACGCACUCUGUUCUAUGUGGAAAGUAGCAAUGAGAUCAGGAAUUCAAGGCCAUCCUCUCCUACACUGCAAGUUCAAGACCGGCCUGGACUAAAUGACGCCUGUCUCAAAAAGCCAAAAAAACAACAUACACAAAAAAACUGAGUAUGCUCCCUCAAGUCUCGUCCUCUAAUAACUCUAGGUUCAAAAAAACGUUUCUUCCAGAAGAAGGAAGGAACGAAGGACAGAACGCCAGCGAGGGAGCGGUGCCGCUCAGCCUUCUGGGAGACGUAGUUCCGUGGUUCCGUCCCCUAUGGCGCAGCUGAGGCGGUUCCUGCUAAUGCGCAUGUCUGGGGGCGGGGACCCGCGCAUGACUGAAGGGAGGGGCGGCUGCGGGGGCGGAGCAUCUCAGGUGUUUGGGGAACGGUCCGCUGUGCUGUCGGAAUGGCGGGCAGGGGUAAACUGAUCGCGGUGAUUGGAGACGAGGACACGGUGACGGGUUUCCUGCUGGGCGGCAUAGGGGAGCUGAACAAGAACCGCCACCCUAAUUUCCUGGUAGUGGAGAAGGAUACCACCAUCAAUGAGAUCGAAGACACCUUCAGGCAGUUUCUAAACAGGGAUGACAUUGGCAUCAUUCUCAUCAACCAGUACAUCGCAGAGAUGGUCCGGCAUGCUCUUGACGCCCACCAGCGGUCCAUUCCAGCUGUCUUGGAGAUCCCAUCGAAGGAGCAUCCCUAUGAUGCAGCCAAAGACUCCAUCCUACGCAGGGCCAAGGGCAUGUUCACUGCUGAAGACCUGCGCUAGGGCUCCUCAGCCCUCAGCCCCGCUCUCGCUACCCGGCCUCUCCCAGUUUGCCAGUUUCCAGCCCCUCCCUUCCUCUUCACUGAGGGGCUCCUAAGCUGUAGGGGUUCUGCUGUUGAGAUCCAUGCUGGUUAGGGAAAGAGAGCCCCACCAUCUUCUCUCUCCACAGUCCCUGCGCUGUUAAACGUGUUGAUAUUAAAGGAAUAUUCUCUCCAGGUG